Molecule: messenger RNA, 1244 nt
Organism: Alternaria alternata
Lineage: Eukaryota; Fungi; Ascomycota; Dothideomycetes; Pleosporales; Pleosporaceae
Exons: 1
Coding region: 408-833 (141 amino acids)
Source: RefSeq, a predicted model, not a curated record
ACCCACUUCAAGGUCCUAAAGAUGAUUUGCGGGAUCAGAUCUUGCUCGACUUACCUGAGAGUAUCGGCGUAUUGUUCAUCAUCGGCGACAAAGACGCCAUGUGUCCACUCGAUCUAUUGAACGAGACUAGAAGCAAAAUGGUAGCGAAAUCGCAGGUCGUUGUUGUAAGAGAUGCAGAUCAUGGUAUGAACAUUAAGCCUGCCAGCGCUACGAAGGAAGUUGGUGAAUCGACCGGACGGGUGGCUGCGUGGUGGGUGGAGGGAGAUUUGAAGGGGGAUGUACAAUAUAUCGGAAAACAAGAGGAGUGAGUAAGAAAGGUAUGAAGUUUUUCUAAAGACGGAUCUUCAAGCAUAUUGGUGGUCUUGAACUCUUCACGUUUCUCAUCUGCUCUUCUCUUCAUUCCAAACAUGAGAUAUUGCUACUGCAUCUCCCGAUCUGAUUGGGGGUACCUAUUCUCUACUACUCGAGAGAUCUCGUGCCCGUUCUCAUAUUCCUCGUCAGAUGUGACGAUACCUCUUCUCGCUAGCUCCUCCAGCCCUUCUGACGUCUCAGCCAAUUCCAUUCACCCAACGAUUUCAUCAUCAAUCGAUCCAUCACUAUCGUCUUCUUCAUCAGAUGCGUGUACUGGUAGCCGAAGUCGAGUCCCAAGAUGGUAUCGAAUGUCUUGUGAGUGCCAACCUAGGUCGGGCGAAAGGGAAGUUCGCCAAAUCCUUCGCCUGCUUAGAGGCCAUGCCAGCCUUCUUGUCGGCGCGUUCAUUGCUGGAAAUUCCCGAGUAUGCUGGAGACCAGAACAUCUGAACCCUUCCGGGUUCGAUAGGGAGGAACCGGAGUAGUUCGAGAAUGUCUCGACAAAUCGUGGCCUCGUCGGGGAGAGGAACGGGGUCAGAGUUGUCUGGUGCAAGAGGAAUGGGUUGCCAGAUCUUGCUGUGUUUAGGAAUCGCAAGUAUUGCUCUCUUAGAAUGCUCUUUGAGCAUAUGACGGGUAGCAUCCCGUUCUUGGCGACGUGACUAGCGAAGAGGAUGCGCGAAGUCCUCCAUGGUGGCUGGUGACGACGCGAGAGGUAUUAUAGUCCUAGCAAGGGGUGAUUCUCCGAACGACCUGUAAAGGUAAAGAUACCAAGUCAGUGUAUGUCUCACAUGCAUUUCGUACAGGUAAAAAUCACCUUCAUCCGCAAGUUUGAGAAUUGCUUCGCAACUUGACCGACGAAAGCGAAGCGAUACCAAGUGCCAGUAUACAAAGAUGAC